AUGCCAAUAGCCCAAUUUAAGAGUCUUUGUGCUUAUUGGAGUAAGGAAACUAUACAAGCAAUCAGUGAAAAUAACAUUAGAAAUAGAGCUCAACUAAAGUGGAUGCAUCGAAUGGGUCCCAAAAACUUUGCUUUGACUCGUGAAAUAGUGCGUGAAAAGGAAAAAAGAGAGCCCACUCAAUCAAAAAUGUUUGUUGAAACUCGAAAAGGAAAUAAAGGAAAGGAACUGGAUGUAGAAACUGGAAAAGUAAUUUCCCAACUUCAAGAAAUGGUUAAAAAGGAGGAAAGUGAUACAAAAGCUUUUAAAGUUGUUUUUGGAAAGGAGUGUCCAGGCAGGGUACGUUGUUAUGGGAGAAACAUAACUAAAACUUCCUUAAAGAGAAAGGCAGAGAUUAAUGCUUUGAAACAAGCCCACAGUGAAGAGGUCUCUACAUUAAGGGACGAGUUUCAAGAUAAGAUUGAUAGAUUGCAAAAUUCUUUUAAGACUGUAAUACAACAAUGCAAUCCUCAAAUUAAUAUAGAGUCAAUUGAAUAUUUGUUAGGAUUAUCUCAUGGAGAUGCUAAUAGUUCCCCAAAGGCUAUAAGACCGCAAAUUCAUUCAUCUACAUCAACUCAUGCUCCAUGUCAUGGAAAGCAAUGUAUCAAUGAAGAUGUUGAAAAGGACGAUAUAAAUGAUGAAAUUCAAGAGGACGACAUAAAUGAUAAAAUUCAAGAGGACGACCUAAAUGAUAAAAUUCAAGAGGACGACGUAGAUGACGAAUUUCAAGAGGACGACAUAGAUCUAGAUGAUGAAUUUCAAGAGGACGAUAUAGAUGGUGAAUUUCAAGAGGACGACCUAAAUGAUAAAAUUCAAGAGGACGACGUAAAUGACGAAUUUCAAGAGGACGACAUAGAUCUAGAUGAUGAAUUUCAAGAGGACGAUAUAGAUGGUGAAUUUCAAGAGGACGACGUAGAUGAAGAAUUUAUGGAGGAUGACAUAUCUAACGAAUUUCAAGAGGAUGAUCUGGAUGAUUUACUCUUAGAAGAUAAACUUGAGUGA
Vicia faba (fava bean) is the source of this 1038-nucleotide messenger RNA. The record is from the annotation of a GenBank genome assembly. Lineage: Eukaryota; Viridiplantae; Streptophyta; Magnoliopsida; Fabales; Fabaceae.